GAUAUCAACAUAUGCCGUCGUCUCCGUAUAUUGCUUGGAGCUUUCGUAUGUUAUGAAUGCAUAUAGAGCAAGAUGUGGGAAUAAAGUUUGUGGACCACAAAGGUCUGAUUCCACUAAUGAAAUGAUUAGAGAAUAUUGUCCAGAAUGCAUAUGUGAUGAUAUAUGCAUAUUUCACAAGAAUUGUUGCCCAGAUCACUACUUUCGUUUUCGUCUAUCGUGUAUAGAAACAAGCCUCUUGGAUUUGAACCCAAUUCCGAACGAAAAAUCAAUAGCAAUGAUCAGUCAUUGUCCUGUGUCCUCGGACAAUACAACAAAAAUGAAAUGCGAAAUGUCAAAUAGCCUUCUUAAAAAAUUUCAAAACAUUCCCGUAUAUUCUAACAAAAGCGGACUUACUUACAGAAAUAUUCAUUGUUCAGUGUGCCACAAUGAGUCUCUCCGAGAUAUACAUCAGUGGAAAAUAGAAAUGCAGUGUGCUUACUUUGCCGAUUUCAAUUUUCUUUCUUCUUAUUCAGAAAUAUUCGACUAUGCCGAAGAGAAGAAAUGUGACAUUUUCUAUUCAAGCGCAGAAAUUUAUGGACUUCAUAUUAACACAUGUGAAGAUAAUUCUAUACGGGAUGAUGCUAUAAGUAAAUGUAAUGUUUCAGGAACAUGGAAACAUUAUGAUGCUGAUAUAGACUUUGCAUGCCGAAUUUAUGACAAUAAAUUUUAUUUUUUCAAAAAUGUAUUUUGCCAUCUGUGUAAUCCGCCAAAUGAUUUAACUAUAGGUGAAGUUAUCUCGAAAUGCAAUGCGACAGGUUUAUGGAAAGCUUUCAGUGCUGAUUUAGAAAAGGCAUGCUUAAAUAACAUACACAGUCCUUUAACAACACCAUUCAAAAAUAUUUACUGUUAUUUAUGUAAUAUAAAUGACAGAAAUAAAACACACAACAUGCAUUUUAAGGAACUAAAUGAAUGUCGUGAUAUACUUUGUUAUCCUGGUAGAAUGCAUAUCGACACAGGAUGUACACCUCUGUUCCAAACAACAGCAAACCUGGGAUACAUUUUAUAUGCAGGAUUAAAAGCUAUUUUGGUUUCGGAUGUUAAUGAUACGAUGCCAUUCUUAGAGUCAGUUGGUGAAUAUUUCAAAGAUUUUCUAAAGAAUCGCUUGUGGCUGUCGUUCAUUGACUUUGAAACUUCCAUCAUUUAUUCCAACCUAUACUGUUCGGACAGUCAACCUAACAAAUUAGGCAAAGGAAUUACUGUUUUGGUCUUAGUUUAUCACAAGUUUUUUAUUCAGGAUUAUGUCAACCGUUCAAUGACGGAGGAAACACUUGUUUCAUUGUUAGGAUCAACAUUUAAUGUUACAUACAAUGAUUUCCAGCAGCCAUUUUUAAUUCAUCGUGAUGAAAAUGCUUUCAAUUUACCGACUUUAGUUUCAAGAUUUCAAUUCACUGAUAAAUGCUAUACUAAAGAAACAUCGGAAUCGUACACAGGAAGAUUAUACGUUCAUUCACAUGUGAUUCAACUUUUGAUUUGUGAACAAAUCGAGUUAAACUAUACAGAAUUCAAUAUAAACGUAAAAAACUUACAAUUAACUGUUCUUUCAAGAAAAGCUGUAAUUGAGCGAGACGAGUACAUUCUGAUAUCACCUAGACAAGCUAGAAUAUGCAUAGAUCGUCUGCAGACUUUGAGUGCAAGUAGGAUACAUUUCAAUUCUGCUGAUGUAGGGAACAUAGUGGCAAUGGUUUUCACCUGCAUAUCGCUUUUAUGUUUAUUUUUAACAUUUUUAACUUACUGCAUUUUUCCAAGUUUGAGAACACUUCCAGGAAAAAACAAUGUAUGUUUAGUGUUUGCAAUUUUUUGUGCGCAAUUAUUGUUUCAGUUUGUAGAAUUUGGUACAAAAUCCGACAUUGGAUGUAAAGUGAUCGGUGUUUUGAUACAUUAUUUUUGGUUGGUUACUUUCGGUUGUCUCAGUGUGUGUUCUUUCCAUAUGUACCGCGUGUUUACAAGCAAAACUGUCGUACGUAUAUCCGAAACAUCUAGACUGGUUAUUUACAUUAUAUAUUCUUAUGGGACACCGGCUAUAAUUGUAUUAUCAAAUAUUAUUAUAACAAGAAGUUUAUCAAGCGUUACGUCAAUUGGAUACGGAGGUCGAAUUUGUUUUCUGAACCAACCAAUCGCAUACGUUGUUACAUUCGCAGUUCCGAUAAGUCUCGUUUGCUGUACAGAUAUUUUCUUCUUCAUUGCGACAACUUAUAAAAUAGCCAAAAGGCCAAAAUUGAAAAACGAUUUUCAGAUGAAACUAAAUCAAAUUCAAUUCACCGUGUAUGUGAAAUUAUUUUCUAUAACUGGAAUUACUUGGAUUUUUCAAAUUAUCGAUUCUUUCCUACCAGUCUCAGCCUUUUCAACGAUUAUUUCCCUUUUGAACGCUUUACAAGGUGUGUUCAUAUUCAUUUCGUAUGUCUGUAACAAACGUGUGAUCAGUCUGUAUGAUAAAACUAGGAUGUCUUUUAGUGGAUACAGCAGGACAAGAACGAGCAGACGUACAGCAUCCACCGGAUUAAGUAGCAGUGCGCUAUAAACAUAAACUAAACGUAGCAGAAUGUAGUUAAUUAUUGAAGAAAUACUACCAUGCGGUGCAAUAUGGUUGUUAGCAUCAUCGUUCAUUUGUUCGUCCUGAACAUUCAUGAAAUAUUUGCCACUGGACGUUAAGUAACCAACAAUUAAUCAAUCAAUCGUUCCUUCGUCU
Messenger RNA from Mytilus californianus (California mussel), 2725 nucleotides. RefSeq lists its product as uncharacterized. Gene Ontology annotation, cellular component: membrane. The coding region runs from base 53 to 2557 and encodes 834 amino acids. Gene Ontology annotation, biological process: G protein-coupled receptor signaling pathway; cell surface receptor signaling pathway. The transcript has 2 exons. Gene Ontology annotation, molecular function: G protein-coupled receptor activity. Lineage: Eukaryota; Metazoa; Mollusca; Bivalvia; Mytilida; Mytilidae. The record is from RefSeq and is a predicted model, not a curated record.